GCGCCCCUCCCUUGCCCCCCCGCCCACCGGGCACCUGGGCGCGAGGCGGCCGCCGCCAUCUUGGUGCGGGGCAAGGGGCCGGCGGGCGGGGCGGAAGCGGAAGCGGAAGCAGCCUCCGGCGGGGGCGGGGCCAGCAGCGGCGGAGCGGCCGGGCCGAGAUGACGGUGCACAACCUGUAUCUCUUCGACCGCAACGGGGUCUGCCUUCACUACAGCGAGUGGCACCGCAAGAAACAGGCCGGCAUCUCCAAGGAGGAGGAGUUCAAACUCAUGUACGGCAUGCUCUUCUCCAUGCGCUCCUUCGUGGGCAAGAUGAGCCCCGUCGACAUGAAGGACGGGUUCCUGGCCUUUCAGACCAGCAAGUACAAGCUGCAUUACUACGAGACCCCCAGCGGGCUGAAGGUCGUCAUGAACACGGACCUGGGCGUGGGCAACAUCCGAGACGUUCUCCACCAGAUCUACAGCAACAUCUACGUGGAGUUCGUGGUGAAGAACCCGCUAUGCAGCAUGAGCGAACCCAUCCAGAGCGAGCUCUUCCGCACCAAGCUGGACGGCUUCAUCCGUGGCCUGCCCUUCUUCUCGGCCCGGGCCGGCUGAGCCCCCCGCCCCCCCCGCGGCUGGCCCCCGCCGUGCCUCUCUACCAGGCAAACCACGGCCCCGCGGCCUGCGCAGCACCCAGCCCAAGACACGGCUGAGCCCCACCCUCCCACCCCCUUCACAGAUCAGACGGCCUGGCCCUCCGGGUGAGCCUGCAUCCCACAAUUCCCUGCAGGCUGGUGCACCCCUUCCCCACCCAGGGGACUAGCUAGGGGGGCUCGCUCAGUCUGGGAGGGGAGUGAGGUCUAGUGAAUAGAGCAGGGAUGUGCAGGCUGGGAGCCAGGACUCCUGGGUUCUGCCUCUGAGAGGGGAUCUAGUGGGUUAGAGCAGGAGGUCAGGAGUGAGGCUUCCUGACUUGCAUCCUCCUCUCCUCUAGACCGCAGUCCCCAUCCAGCCACAGGAAUAGAACCCCGGAGUCCUUGCUACCAGCCCCCCUCCCCGCUUUAGCCCCCCUAGACCACACCCCAGCGGUGGGGACAGAGCCCAGGAGUCCUGGGUCCCAGCACCCCCCUACUCUAACCACUAGCCCCUACUCCCCUCCCAGUGCUGGGGAGAGAACCCAGGAGUCCUGGCUCCCAGCCCUUUGCCAAGCGGGAUGCGCGUCUCCUGUUCAGUGCGGCAUUAGUGGGUGUGUUCGGACCUUCCCUGCGCUGGGCGGGCGCUGGGGUUGUCCCGGUGGCACUGGGCCGAUCCCAGUUCUAUGGUGGAGGCUCCUUGGUGAAUUAAAAUGUUGCUCUCCGA
Molecule: messenger RNA, 1337 nt
Organism: Chelonia mydas (Green sea turtle)
Lineage: Eukaryota; Metazoa; Chordata; Testudines; Cheloniidae
Gene: TRAPPC1
Product: trafficking protein particle complex subunit 1
Exons: 5
Coding region: 159-596 (145 amino acids)
Biological process (GO): endoplasmic reticulum to Golgi vesicle-mediated transport
Cellular component (GO): TRAPP complex
Source: RefSeq, a predicted model, not a curated record